AUGUUCUCAUCGUUCUCUUAUCCUCACUCGCCAUUCUCGGUCUUCUUUUCCGUCAACUCAAUGUCUCGUAAGAUUCUCAAAUGUCGCUCUAACAAUUUUCGGGUACCUGUGGAUCCAUUAGAGUGGCAAAUAUCACAGGAUACAGCCAGUAACAUCGUUGCACGUUUAGCUAAUACCGUUGGAGCAGCUGAAUCCGUUUUGCGGGUUGCAGCAACGGGUCAUCACAAGCGGCUAUUUGUUAAGGUCGUCAUCUGUCUUUACUUCUUGGCAGCUCUGGGACGAAUCAUAUCAGGUGUGACCAUUGCUUAUGCAGCAUUUGGUAAAGAUGAAGUAAAAGAAGCGCAAUACGAAGUGGAAUGA
Molecule: messenger RNA, 360 nt
Organism: Arabis nemorensis
Lineage: Eukaryota; Viridiplantae; Streptophyta; Magnoliopsida; Brassicales; Brassicaceae
Source: the annotation of a GenBank genome assembly